UUCUUCUUCUUCUUCCUCCCUUCUUCUCUCUCAUCCCUCCACCCCUUCCUCUUUCCCAGCCUUCUUCCUUCGCACCAUGAAUGGGUUCGUUCAGCAAGCAGAGAGCAUGAGUAAAGGUAUCUCUCGAAGAAAACUGUAACUUUGCAUUUUCUAGUGUGCCUUUUGCUGCCAUCCGAAAUCCAGAUCUUCUUCUCUCAAACCCAGAUCUGGGUUUCACAAAUCUGGGUUUUCUAUAGUGAUUUUGAUCGUGGUUUUUUCUUUGUAAGUUUGAAAGUUGAAACAUCUCUGCGGAUUUUGGGUUGUCACUAUUGUUGUCUUUAAUUGUUGACAUUUUUCUACGCUAAGAUUGAAACUUGUUUGCUUUCCUAGAAAAUUUGGCUCGUUUUCUUUCUGGGUUUUCCUUCUUUCUGGAUUGAAACAAGUUCGUCGACGAAAAUCGUGACUAUGCCGACUUCGUCUCUCGCCUGGACACCUAAUCCAUUACCAAUUGCAGCAAUUAAGCCGUCGACAACAAGAUCUCAGCCUUUCCUGGGAGGGAAGGAAACUAAGCCGUCGAUCUAAUUUGUAUUCGGUGUUUUCGAUUGACUUUUGGAUCCUCUUUGUGCUGAUUUGAAGGAAUUUUAACUGAGUUGGAGCCAAUUUAUUUUGAUUUAAUUUAAACUGCAAACCCAAAUCUGGGUCCUUGGUGAUGAAUGGCGUAGGAAUUCUUUGACCUUGGUGAUGAAUCGGAAGGCAGCGUCACGGUGGAGGAGAGAAUCGAAGGAGGGGAUCCGAGUGGAGUCUGGCUGGACAGGGCAGAUGUAGAGGGAAUCGGGUUUGAGAAAGUUUGGGUCUGUGCUUCUUGGGGAUUUUAGUGGUUUUGUUCUUUUGCUUAUUUUGUGUUUUCUAUGUGUAUUUUCUGAGUUGAUUAAGUGGUUUUUGUGUUGAUUAUUUUUGAGAUUAGAUCUGUAGUUGGCUUUGGCUUGUAUGUGAUUUGGCUCGAAUUGCUUUUUUUCUAGAAAUUCUUUACUGUUUUUAAUCUAUGUUCCUUUCUGU
Molecule: messenger RNA, 1035 nt
Organism: Rubroshorea leprosula
Lineage: Eukaryota; Viridiplantae; Streptophyta; Magnoliopsida; Malvales; Dipterocarpaceae
Source: the annotation of a GenBank genome assembly